Messenger RNA from Phanerochaete carnosa HHB-10118-sp, 543 nucleotides. RefSeq lists its product as uncharacterized. The record is from RefSeq and is a predicted model, not a curated record. The coding region runs from base 1 to 543 and encodes 180 amino acids. The transcript is spliced from 3 exons. NCBI's taxonomy places the organism in Eukaryota, Fungi, Basidiomycota, Agaricomycetes, Polyporales, Phanerochaetaceae.
AUGCUACUCAAAGUGUUUCCUGACCGAGAUGCGCUUCAGGAUGAAGAUACCGACGAUGACGACGACGAUAACUGGGGCCGCGACACAAGUAAGCCAGAUACGAGAGCCCUAUUUCGGCGCGAAUGCGAAGCGUAUGCCCACCUGCUCCAUUUCGGUAUCUGCAAAAGAAGAAUUGUCCCGAACUGCUACGGGCGAACCACACUUUCACCUGGUCACAUCGGCAAGCUCGUGGCGCUUCCUGCUGCCUCCGACACAGUAUGCGCCUUGCCGAACGAAGAGCUUCCGCCAAAGGGCAUCCUCAUCGAGUACUUCGCGAACGCGGAACGGCUCUCCCACCAGAACAUCACGCCCGAGGUAGCGCAGGCUGCGCUGCGAGCCCUGAAUGCUGUACAUACCGGGAACGUCCUUCAUGGUGACGUCCACCAGCGCAACAUUCUGCUGUUGCCCGACAGACGAGUCGUGUGGAUUGACUUUGACUGCUCGUGCUGUGAUCUUGUGAGAGAAUUGAGAGACGCAUGGUCGUACGUCUUGAACGACUGGUAA